This is a messenger RNA of Penaeus indicus, 1278 nucleotides long. RefSeq names its product synaptotagmin-15-like. Gene Ontology annotation, molecular function: phosphatidylserine binding; clathrin binding; calcium-dependent phospholipid binding. Gene Ontology annotation, cellular component: plasma membrane; exocytic vesicle. Bases 1 to 831 code for a protein of 276 amino acids. NCBI's taxonomy places the organism in Eukaryota, Metazoa, Arthropoda, Malacostraca, Decapoda, Penaeidae. Gene Ontology annotation, biological process: regulation of dopamine secretion; calcium ion-regulated exocytosis of neurotransmitter; synaptic vesicle endocytosis. The transcript is spliced from 6 exons. The record is from RefSeq and is a predicted model, not a curated record.
AUGAGUGUUGAUGACAGUGACGAUAGUAGUAACGGUAAUGUUUGUGAUAGUAGUAAUGAACAUGAUAGGAAUUAUGUUAAUAAUGAGGAUUAUGAUAACAGUAAUAAACUAAGUGUACUCCCUGACGAGCGACGUUACCUGCAAACGAAGCAAAAGAAGAAGACUUGUAACCCUGUUUUCGAUGAGCACUUCGGGUUCCACAUCCCUCUUCGGUGCGUGAGCGAGCGCAGCCUCCGGGUGAGCGUGUUCGACGGCGGCAGACACAAGCGGCAGGCGGCCAUCGGGCACGUGAUCUACCCCCUGGCGCAGGUGCCCGCCGACUCCGCCGCCGCCGUGGCCGCCUCCAACGGCUCCACCACCAACAACAUCAUCGUCAGAGAUCUGUCCAGGGAGGACGAGUCGGUGCCCAACAAUGACCUCGGAGAAAUCCUCGUGUCCCUGACCUUCAACGACAACCUGCACCGCCUGUCCAUCACCGUGUUCCAGGCCAAGGGAAUCAAGGUAAACGACGGCGAGGUGGUGUCGUGGGUGAAGGUGUCCCUCAUGAACCAGCGUCGGGCGGUCAAGACGAAGAAAACAACUGUGGUGGCGGCGUGCGAAGAGCCUCAGUACAACGAGUCCUUUCACUUCAGACCCCCGCCCGCCCUCGAGGGGGUCCACCUCACCCUCCAGCUGUAUGUGGCGUCGAGCUCCAACUCUAAAGGUCGUCUCGUAGGUCGCGUCAUCAUCGGAUCCUUCAUGUUUGCACGAGGCCGAGCCCUGAACCACUGGAAUGAGGUCCUCUCGACGCCCAAGGAACCCAUACAGUUCUGGCACUCUCUCACGGAGUAGUCCUGACAAAUGGCACCCUCUCAUGGAGUAGUAGCGUUAGGCCUCAAAGUAUUGUUAUUGUUCUAAAAUGUGGAAAAUGCCCUAGAAAAGGUAUUCAAGUAAUUUCGUCUUCUAGAGCAACAUCUAGUCACUCUUCUCCAGUAACUGUCAUACGGUAGUUUUGUUUUGGCUCAUUUUUAAAAAAUAAUGCGGAGUCCAUACGUACAACAUACUGCAAAUGAAACAAUGGUUAUAUUAACAGUAACAGUAACCUUUUCAUAUGACAACACCAGCAAUAAAGACAAUAUUGACUUCUGUCUAAUGAUAUCCACUGAAUAUUUUGCUACGAAGGACAACAGGUCUAAUGUAUCAAAAUUGUAUGAAAUUGUAUGAAAAACUAGUCUAUUCACAUAUAACUCUCCCAUCCUGGUUAAAAUGUCUAACGACGUUUCUUUAUUUUAUGUCCUU